Dentiscutata erythropus is the source of this 209-nucleotide messenger RNA. The record is from the annotation of a GenBank genome assembly. Lineage: Eukaryota; Fungi; Glomeromycota; Glomeromycetes; Diversisporales; Gigasporaceae.
AAUUCGUCAAAAUUAAUCGAGAAUAUUAUGAAUCUCAUAAACAUGCUUUCGAAUCACUUGAGAUGAAAUUUGUUAAUGAUUCCGUUGUCUCAACUUAUUGUAAUUAUUUGGAAAAUUAUAAUGAUCUUGAUGAUCAAAGUCUCAAUCAGAUUGUAACAAUGUUUCAUCGUAUAGGCGUUCGUUGUAAAUCCGAUACAAUUUUCUUUAAG